AUGACAAAGCGUGGCUUGAGGAUUCACGUUAGAAGUCAUAACGAAAAUCCGUACACCUGCGAGCAAUGUGGCAGAGCGUUUCCUACUAAAAUGCGUUUGAAGCUUCAUUCAGUUGUUCAUUCUGACCAAAGACUGUUUGGCUGCGAGUUCUGCCAGAAGAAGUUCCUCCGAAAUGGGGAAUUGACAGUUCACAGGCGAAUGCAUACUGGAGAGAAACCUUAUCCUUGCGAAUGCUGCGACGCAGCCUUCUCGUCGAAGUCGAAACUGAAUCGCCACGUCAGGCAACAUGAAGGCUUGAAGCCGCAUUAUUGCCAUCAGUGCGGCAAAUCGUUUGCUUUACAAAACUGUCUAAGAAUUCACAUCAGACGGCAUACUGGGGAGAAACCGUACUCCUGCAAGCAAUGCUCGAAAAGGUUUGUCAAUGGCCAAGAGUUGAACAUUCAUUCGAAGAGCCACGGCGAAAAGAUAUUUCCUUGCGGCACUUGCGGCAGAAGGUUCAACCGCAAAGACUCGAUGAAGAGGCACGAAAUGACGCACACGGGAGAGAAGCCGUUUGAUUGCAAUAAGAAACACAUGAUGAAGGAAGAGUUGUUUACGUGUGUAUAUUGUCAAAAAUCUCUUGCCACCGCGCAAAAUUUGAAAAUUCACGUGAGGAGGCAUACUGGUGAAAACCCCUUCGUCUGUGAGGUUUGCGGGAAAUGUUUUGCAACUGGUACGCGUUUGAGAUUUCACGCUCUAGUCCAUUCUAGUGCGAAACCUUUUUGCUGUGACUUCUGCCAGAAAGGUUUUCUGCGGAAAGGAGACUUGACAGACCACAGGCGAAUGCACACUGGAGAACGACCUUAUCCUUGCGACUGCUGCGGAAAAGCAUUCUCGACCAAGUCCAAUUUGAUUCGUCACGCGUUGUGCCACUCGGACGUGAAACCCCACUGUUGCGAGCACUGUGGAAAGUCAUUUCACACCAAGGAAAGGUUAACAGUGCACAUAAUGAGGCAUACAGGCGACAAACCCUACUCUUGCGAACACUGUCCAAAGACAUUUGUCGACCAUGGGGGAUUGAACACUCACAUGAAGAGCCACCAGGAAAAGUCUUUUCCUUGUGGCUUUUGUCAGAGGAAGUUCAGUCGCAAAGACGAAGCCAAGAAGCACGAGAGGACGCAUACAGGAGAGAAGCCUUUUGUUUGCUUAUGCUGUGGGAAGUCGUUUGCAGUAAGCUACUCCCUGAAGGAGCACUCAAGGAUUCACACCAACGAGAAGCCGUUUUCGUGCGACUACUGUGAUCAGUCUUUUAGUAAGAGCAACACGUUAACAGUGCACAUAAGGAGGCAUACCGGCGACAAGCCCUACUCUUGCCAACUCUGCCCUAAAACAUUUGUCGACCACGUGGGUCUGAACGCUCACAUGAAGAGCCACCAGGAAAAGUCGUUUCCUUGUGGCUUUUGUGACAGGAAGUUCGGUCGCAAAGACGAAGCCAAGAACCACGAGAGGACGCAUACAGGAGACAAGCCAUUCGUUUGCAUCUGCUGCAGGAAGUCGUUUGCUCAAAGUUGCUCCCUCAAGAGGCACUUUAGGGUUCACACAAACGAGAAGCCGUUUUCGUGCGACUACUGUGAUAAGUCUUUUGGUGCUAGGUCAGCCUAUAGGGAGCAUGUUAAAAGGCAUUCCCUGCCACAUUCUUGUGAGUUUUGUGAGAAGAAGUUCCCAAGCAAGAAGGUUUUGAAAUCGCACUUACUUGCGUGCGAUAAAAAAGUGAAUUGA
This is a messenger RNA of Uloborus diversus, 1758 nucleotides long. RefSeq names its product gastrula zinc finger protein XlCGF26.1-like. The transcript has 4 exons. Bases 1 to 1758 code for a protein of 585 amino acids. The record is from RefSeq and is a predicted model, not a curated record. NCBI's taxonomy places the organism in Eukaryota, Metazoa, Arthropoda, Arachnida, Araneae, Uloboridae.